AUGUUGCCCACAUCUAUAGGAAACUUGUCGACCACUCUUGUUGGAUUUGAUGUUAGUUUCAAUCGGAUACAUGGAGGCAUCCCAAAUGGGAUAGGCAAUCUUGUUAACUUGAAUAUUCUGUUUAUGAACUAUAAUCAAUUUACAGGAAAUAUCCCUGCUGAUAUUGGGAGGCUUCAAAAAAUAGGGAGGUUGGGUUUGGACAACAACAAAUUAUCAGGGCACAUCCCAUCCUCUGUUGGGAAUUUAACAGAGUUAACCACACUCGAAUUACAGGGAAGUGAUCUCGAGGGCAGCAUCCCUCCAAGUUUGGGGCAAUGUCGAAAGCUACUUCUGUUGAAACUUUCUCAAAACAAGCUUAGUGGUUCAAUAACCCAACAAGUUUGGGGUCUCUCAUCCUUGUCAGUGGUUUUGAAUCUAUCUCGAAACCACUUGACUGGUUCCCUUCCCAUGGAAGUUGGAAAUGUGAAAGGUCUAAGUUCAUUGGACCUUUAUGAUAACAUGUCAUCUGGGGAACUCCCAGAAAUCUUGGCAAGAGUUCUUGAUGAUGGUGGAGCUCAGUUGGUUGCCAUAAAAGUGUUUAACCUAUUACGGCAGGGAGCUUUGAAGAGUGUCAUAACAGAGUCUGAGGCUUUGAGAAAUAUCAGGCAUCGAAAUCUCGUCAAGAUUAUUACUGCAUGUUCAAGUGCUGAUUUUCAAGGCUCUGACAAUGAAUUGACUGGACAUGUUGCUGACUUUGGGCUAGCAAGAUUUCUCUCAAAGUUAUCAAGUAACAUUUCUGCAAAUCAAAUAAGUUCCAUUGGAAUAAGAGGAUCAGUUGGCUAUGCUGCACCAGAGUAUGGAAUGAGAAGUGAGGUGUCAACGUAUGGGGAUGUGUCCAGCUUUGGCAUUCUCUUGUUAGAGAUGUUUACUGGGAAGAAACCCACUGGCUACAUGUUCAGUGAUGGCUUGAACCUUCAUAAUUUUGUGAAGACAGAGAUUGCAGAUGCGGUAUUAUUUCUUCAAGGAGGCAUCAAGGACACUCCCAAGCAACGCAGCGCAACUGCACAAAAAUUGGAGGAGUGUUUGAGUUUGAUAUUUAGAACUGGAAUUGAGUGUUCUGCAGAAUCCUCAAGAGACCGAAAGGGCAUCCGUGAUGCUGCAUCUGCAUUGCGCUCCAUUAGGGACGUUCUUCUUUGA
This is a messenger RNA of Prunus persica (peach), 1176 nucleotides long. Its product is annotated as putative receptor-like protein kinase At3g47110. The record is from RefSeq and is a predicted model, not a curated record. NCBI's taxonomy places the organism in Eukaryota, Viridiplantae, Streptophyta, Magnoliopsida, Rosales, Rosaceae. Gene Ontology annotation, biological process: protein phosphorylation. Gene Ontology annotation, molecular function: protein binding; ATP binding; protein kinase activity. The transcript is spliced from 4 exons. The coding region runs from base 1 to 1176 and encodes 391 amino acids.